Molecule: messenger RNA, 1554 nt
Organism: Populus nigra (black poplar)
Lineage: Eukaryota; Viridiplantae; Streptophyta; Magnoliopsida; Malpighiales; Salicaceae
Product: protein DETOXIFICATION 3-like
Exons: 7
Coding region: 1-1440 (479 amino acids)
Biological process (GO): xenobiotic detoxification by transmembrane export across the plasma membrane
Cellular component (GO): membrane
Molecular function (GO): xenobiotic transmembrane transporter activity; antiporter activity
Source: RefSeq, a predicted model, not a curated record
AUGGAACAAUCUUGGGAGAGGGAGAGAUUGCAAAAGACUGAAGAGAGGACAUGGGCUUCCACUACUUUGGUGGAAGAGCUGAAGAAGGUGAGCUGCAUGGCAGCUCCCAUGGUGGUGGUGAUGGUGUCACUAUGUCUGUUGCAGGUUGUUUCGCUAAUGAUGGCAGGUCACCUUGGUGAAUUGUCUCUGUCAGCCGUCUCCAUCGGUGGAUCUUUUGCUACUGUCACUGGCUUUAGUCUCCUAUUUGGAUUGACAGGAGGCUUAGAAACUCUAUGCGGGCAAGCAUAUGGAGCAGAGCAAUACCAAAAGCUUGGAACCUAUACAUACUGUGCAAUCAUCUCUCUCAUUCCAAUAUGCAUUCCUGUAUCUAUCCUUUGGAUAUUCAUGGACAGGAUAUUGAUAGAAAUAGGCCAAGACCCUGAAAUCUCAACGGUAGCCUGCCAAUAUGCUAUUUGUCUCAUUCCUGCAUUAUUUGCCGACGCAAUUCUUCAGUCACUACUUCGUUACUUCCAGUCCAUGAACUUGAUUCUACCAAUGCUUUUAAGCACUGGCGUGACGUUAUUUUUCCACAUACCCCUUUGCUGGGCUCUAAUAUUUAAAUGGAAACUAGGAGUCAAAGGAGCAGCUUUAGCCAUUGAUGUGUCUUACUGGUUGAAUGUGAUCUUCCUUGGACUUUAUAUGGGGUUUUCUUCAUCCUGCAAAAAAACCCGUGUCAUCAACUGGAAUGAUAUUUUCUCUAGCAUUAAGGAGUUCUUUUGCUUUGCGCUCCCUUCUGCUGUAAUGGUUUGUCUUGAAUGGUGGACCUUUGAGCUACUUCUAUUGCUGGCUGGGCUUCUGCCAAAUUCACAGCUUGAAACAUCUGUUCUUUCUAUCUGCCUCACAACAAUAUCAUUGCACUUCUAUUUACAAAGUGGGAUUGCAGCUGCUGGAAGUGCUCAGGUUUCAAAUAAGUUAGGAGCAGGAAAUCACGAGGCAGUUCAAGUGGUUAUUCGUGCAGUACUGAAAAUUUCCCUCAUAGAGGCAGUUAUUGUGAGCACAAAUCUCUUCUGCUACCGCAAUGUUUUCGGAUAUGCUUUUAGCAAUGAAAGGGUGGUUGUGGACUACGUAACUGAACUGGCUCCGCUGCUUUGUCUCUCAAUUGUAGCAGAUAGCUUGCAAACAGUACUUUCCGGAAUUGCUAGAGGAUGUGGGUGGCAGCACAUAGGGGCCUAUAUUAACCUUGGAGCAUAUUAUUUUGUUGGAAUUCCAGUAGCUGUUCUACUGUGCUUCGUUCUCCAUCUCGGAGGGAAAGGCCUUUGGAUUGGGAUACUAACUGGGAAUAUUGUGCAAGCAACAUUACUUGCUCUCAUAACUGGUUUUACAGAUUGGGAAAAACAGGCAACCAAGGCAAGGGAGAGGAUCUUUGAGGGGACAUUUUCGGCUGAUAAUGGAUUACCUUGAAUAUUACACGGAAGUAUCAGUGGCUCGGGGAGAAAAUUGAUCGAUCCAUUUAGAUGCUUAUAUGCGCACCCCCUCAUUCUCCUUGCAAGAAAAUGUGGUAGAGGUUCUUGCAAU